Molecule: messenger RNA, 1233 nt
Organism: Meriones unguiculatus (Mongolian gerbil)
Lineage: Eukaryota; Metazoa; Chordata; Mammalia; Rodentia; Muridae
Gene: Pdzd9
Product: PDZ domain containing 9
Exons: 5
Coding region: 347-1147 (266 amino acids)
Molecular function (GO): protein binding
Source: RefSeq, a predicted model, not a curated record
GCCGACCCGGGGACGGCCGCCCUCCCGGUCCGCGCACGGCGCUCACCCGCCGACUCCCCGGUGUUGAUCCAGUCCGGGUUGGCGAUGCUGGCGAUGGCGAAGAUAUCGGCGGCCAGAAAGAGACAUCCUGAGAUGAUGGGUCUUCUGAAGCAACUACCUGGCUGCCCAAACUUCUGGGAAGCAGCCUUGCAUCGCCCCCUGGCGGCCAUUCAGAGAAUGGCUGCGCGCCAAUGUUUCCCCGUGGCCUGCGGUCCUGAUCUUGUGUCUCCAGGAUUCCAAACUGUUGGAAGUUGGGACAGAUGCCAACCUCGGCUCUGGGAGAGUCAAGAGAGCCCCACCCUAGGCAAUGGAGCAAGGCCCCCUCAAAAGCAAAAAUGUGAAAGGAUACAGCCCCAAGGCCAAGGCGUUUGCACAUAACUUGAACAAAAUGAAGCAGACUAAACUCACUGUGGGCAGCCUGGGACUGGGCCUGAUCAUCAUCCAGAAUGGGCCCUACCUUCAGAUUAGCCACCUCAUCAACAAAGGGGCUGCAGCCAGUGACGGAACACUCCAGCCAGGUGAUGUUCUGUUUAGUGUUGGACAUGCCAAUGUGUUAGGAUACACACUCCGUGAAUUUUUAAAGCUUUUGCAAAAUAUCACUAUAGGAACAGUGCUGCAAAUCAAGGUUUACCGCAACUUUAUUGACAUACCCCAGGAAUGGCAAGACGUAUAUGAUUUACUCCCCGAGACUAAAUUUCCAGUCCCACACACACCAAAGAAAACAAAGCAGACAAAAGAUGAGUCUUUUGUAAGCACUGAUGACCAUGAAGAUGCAGUUUUAGAUAAAAGACUUAAGUAUUACAGAUAUCCUCGGUCAGUUUGGAAUCACCCUGUAAGGACACCAAUAUCAAUCUCCACAGAAUGGCAUGGAUAUAAAAAGAAGGACCAUACUAUUAGUGUUGGAAAAGAUGUGAACUACAGUGUAGUAAUUCACAAAGAUGACAAAGAACUGAGGGCCCCUUCUCCAUACUGGACAAUGGUAGAGCAAGACAAGGCCAUCUCCUCCUCUUCUUCCACUGAGACUUCCUCCAACUCAGAUGUCUUUUGCCUGGAGGACUAUGCACAGGUUGAGGAGGGCAAAGGUCAACAGGUAUCAAAGUCUGGUUAGAUACUGGUUUGCAAAUCUGUGGCCACAGGACUUUUUAUUUUUAAAUAUCCAAUUUUUUAAUGCCUUCCCAUGUGCAGGUCUAUAGA